AUGCGACGCGGCCGUCCUGCAGGCGGGGCGGUGCGCGUGCUGGCGCUGGACGCCGCGCAGCCGUUUGACUUUGAGCAUCGGGCGCGGCAGAAGCUGGCCAAGGAGCAGCAGCUGACAGUCGGCAUCGUCGGCUUUGGGACAUUUGGCCAGUUCAUCGCCAAGCGGAUGGUGCUGGCCGGCCACAGGGUGCUGGCCACCAGCCGCAGCCCCUACCAAAUGCAGGCACGGUCAAUCGGGGUUGAUUUCUACCAGGAUGUGGACGACUUCUGCGAGGAGCACCCAGAGGUCGUCAUCCUCUGCUCAUCCAUCCUCUCAACCGCGGCAGUGCUGCGGUCCCUGCCCGUGCAGCGGCUCAAGCGCAACACCCUCUUUGUCGACGUCCUCUCGGUCAAGGCGUUCCCCAAGCAGCUGCUACUGCGGGAGCUGCCCCCAGAAAUGGACAUCCUAUGCACCCACCCCAUGUUUGGUCCUGACAGCGGCAAGGGCAGCUGGAGGGGCCUCAACUUCAUGUAUGAGGUCGUGAGGGUUGGGGGCGACGCCGGGCGGAUGGCGCGGAUAGAGAACCUGCUGCGGUUUUUCCGGUCUGAGGGCUGCCGCAUGGUGGAGAUGACGUGUGAGGAGCACGACAGGCAGGCCGCGUCGACGCAGUUCGUCACGCACACGGUGGGCCGCAUGCUGGGCGAGAUGGAGCUGUCGUCGACUGACAUCAACACGCGGGGCUUUGAGGCGCUGCUGAACCUCGUGGAGAACACCAGUCAUGACUCAUUCGACCUGUACUACGGCCUCUUCCUCUACAACGCCAACGCGACGGAGGAGCUGCAGCGGCUGGAGAUGGCGUUUGACCGGGUCAAGAAGCAGCUGCUCGGCCGCAUGCAUGACAUCGUGCGGCAGCAGCUGCAGCUGCCCGAAGCUGGCGAGCCGCACCCCGGGUCCCCUGGCAGCCAGUCUCCGCCGUCGCCGCAGCAGCAGCAGCAGCAGCAGCGGCUGCUGUCUGCUGUGGGGCAGCCGCCGGUGCUUGACUUUGGGGGGCGGGGCGGCGCGGGCAGCAGCAGCAGCGCAGGAGAGGCCGUUCAAGUGGAGGUGCUUGCGCCAGAGCAGCAGCGGUGA
Monoraphidium neglectum is the source of this 1107-nucleotide messenger RNA. Its product is annotated as Arogenate dehydrogenase 2. Gene Ontology annotation, molecular function: prephenate dehydrogenase (NADP+) activity; prephenate dehydrogenase (NAD+) activity; arogenate dehydrogenase (NADP+) activity. The record is from RefSeq and is a predicted model, not a curated record. The transcript is spliced from 7 exons. Bases 1 to 1107 code for a protein of 368 amino acids. Lineage: Eukaryota; Viridiplantae; Chlorophyta; Chlorophyceae; Sphaeropleales; Selenastraceae. Gene Ontology annotation, biological process: L-tyrosine biosynthetic process.